Astrephomene gubernaculifera is the source of this 4383-nucleotide messenger RNA. Lineage: Eukaryota; Viridiplantae; Chlorophyta; Chlorophyceae; Chlamydomonadales; Astrephomenaceae. The record is from the annotation of a GenBank genome assembly.
CAGCACAUCGCCGCCGCCAUCUGCGGAUGCCGCCAGGGUUGUUUCGCCACCACCUGUUGCGGAGGACGCGGGCCCUACUGCCGCUGCCGCUGCUACAAGAGCAGCGGAGAAGGAGGAAAAGACGGUGACAGCGAAACCGACAGCGGCGGAGGCAGCAGCGAACACUCCUCUUGGUUUACUCAGUCAUCAAGGUGCAGGCGCAGGGAAGCUGUCAGACAUGGACAUUGCACGCGAGGGCAGCGCGCUCCAGGCAGGUCGCAAUACCGAGGACGGUGACCGGCGGGAGGAGCGCGGGAAGAUGGUUGGCGAGGAGCGGUUACGUGAGGAGUCGCGUGAGAAGCACCGCAGCAGCAAAGCUCGCGGCGAGGAGGGCUCCCGGCGGGGCAAGUCGCACGAUGACAACACCAAUACCAACAGCAACAGCCGGGAUGACAAGCAGGCGGACGGCAAAGCACGCGAGGAGAAGUCGCGUACGCGCGAGAAGGAGAAGGAGAAGGAGCGAGGCCGUAAAAAGGAGAAGGAGAAGGAGAAGGAGCGGGAGGAGGAGAAGAAGCGCGACAGGGAGCGGGAGCGGGAAAAGGAGCGUGAGCGGCCGCCGCCUCGGACGUCCUCUGCCGACCGAGGCAGCGAGGAGCAGCUCCACGCCGGCAGCAGCAGGGAACGGGAACCACGAGGCCGCGAGUCGGAGCGGGACCGAGAUCGGGAGCGGGAGCGGGAGUAUGAGCGGGAAGCCAACCCUGUGGCGGCGUCCCAGCGUGACACGCGCGACCCACGUGCACGUGAGCAGCACCGAAGCACCUCGCAGCGGGAUGCCCACUACUCGCAACAGCAACAGCAGCAGCUUCCGCCGCUGCCGCCACAGUCGCGAGAACGGAGCGAGGUGGACCCGCGGGACUGGGACCGUGAGGCCGGCCGAGAUCGGGAACGAAGUCACGACCGGGAGCGGGAGCGGCAGUGGGAACGGGAACGAGAACGGGACUGGGAGCGCGGGGAACGUGGGGACCGCGGAGAUUGGGAGCGGCAGGGUGCGCCGCCUCCGCUGCCGCCACAUCACAUGCAGCAACACCCACCUUCCGGUCGUGACUCCAGGCGAGCAGGCCGCUACAACGGAGACGAGCGAGACGCCCGCGACUGGCCGCCGCAGGCACCCCUGCCGCCGCCGCCAUCGUCGUCGUCGCACGCCCCGCAGCAGCCGUACAAUAACCCGUACGGCCCUUCGCCCGGCGCCGAUCGAGAGCGUGGUGACCGGGGUGACCGUGACCGCGACCGGCAGUAUGAUCGUGAGCGGGAUUGGGAGCGCGGCAGGGAGCGCGAGAGAGAGCGGGAUUGGGAAUGGGACAGAGGCCGAGGUGGUGCUGUUGAGCCCUGGGGAGAGCGUGCGGGUCCUCCGGGGUCGGGUCCUGGCCGGCUGGGUCGUGGCCGGGAGCAGGAGCAGCAGAGGGGCGUGGCGCGAGGGCGUGAGUGGGAGGACGCGCCGCCGCCGCCGCCGUCCAUUCGCGGCGGCGGUGGUGGUGGCGGCGGUGGUGACCGCAGCGGGCGGGAUUUGCGGGGCCCGCCGCCGCCGUCGCUGGUGCCGCCGCCAGGGCCCAGCGGACGUGGGGGUUCGGGGUACGGCUGGUCUCCGACGGCAUCGCCGCCACGGGGCCGGACUAGCUACCUGGGCUCCUCACCGUCGCAGCAGCAGCAGCAGCACUACCCGCACCAUCAGCAGUCCCAGCAGCAGCAGCAGCAGCAUGGGGAGUCGCUGGCGAAUGGGGGUCGGGGAGGCGGGAGGUCUGCUGCGGGAGGCAGGGGCGCUGGGGGCGAUGAUGAUCGAGAUGAGGAUCGUGGUCCCAUGGGCGGAGGCGGCCGUUAUCCUGGCGACGGAGGUAGCGGACGUGGCAGCGGCAGCGGCAGAGGCGGAGGCGACGUGAGAGGUACGGCAGCUCCGUUGUUCCCGCCUUCUUACAGGGAUGACGAGCGACGCUCGCUGGGGGGCAGUCCGUUGCCGCCGCCUCGCCGGCCUCCCUCUCCAAGCUCCCGACAGCAGCAGCAGCAGCAACAUGACCUCUCGGAUGGUGAGGCUCUGGCGCCGCCACCGCUGCCAUCGCAGCAGCCGUCACAGGAGCCGCCGCCGCAGCAGCAGCAGCAUCAACGGGAGCGAGCUCGGGACCGAGAUGCGGAGCGGGAGCAGCGGCGCGAGCAUAAGAAGGAGCGCAAGCGGUCGCGGCACCGGCGUCGUGAGGAGAAGGAGCGGGCACGGGACGAUGGGGAAGUUAGCGGCGGCGAUGGAGGCAGCGAUGAGGAGGAGGGUGGUGGCGGCAGCCGCCGCCACCGUCGCCACAGAAGCAGCCGCGCGUCGCCUAUGCGGGACGAGGAGGGCGCGGAACAGGGCAACGAGGACCGCCGUCCGCAGCAGACGCAGCACCAUCAGGAGGAAGACGGGCAACACCAGCAGCAGGGGUUGCAGCUGCGGCAGCAGCAGCAGCAAAGAUUGCCGCCGUCACCGGCGGCGGCAGACCGCCCGCGGCAGCAGGGGCUGCCGCCGCCGUUGCGGCCUCGGGAAGGCAGUGUGGAGGGUGCACGUGCGGACUCCGAGGGUGCCGCGGAGAGCGGGGAGGUGAAGGAGGAAGGGCAGAAAGACGUUUCGGCUCCGCAACAGGAAUGUGGGAGCCGGCGGCGUCAGGAGGUGCGUCCCGCAGAACGGCAACCUGGCCCUAUCGCAGCCCAGCCAGCUGCCGCCGCGCCGUCACAUGCGCCAACGGCGCCGGUUAAUGAGGCGGCGGCGGCCCCCGCUACGGCGGCCUCUGCUGCCGCCGCAGCUCCGUCGCGUUCCGCAGUACCAGCAUCCCUCGUACCUCCGACAAGGCAGCCUGUGGAGUCGCCCUCGGCAGCACUGGAGGGCUCGGGAGAUGCGGAGGAGGGCGAGGUGGAGCUGCCUCAGCCGCCACCACUGCCUGCUCCUUCUUCUGCCUCAGACCCCCGGGCUGGAGCCGCUCAGCAGUUGAGAUCGUCUAGAUCUCCUGCAAGGGAACAUCAUGAACCAGGGUCCUUCCGGCGCCAAGAAAUGACCCCGACUGCUUCUGCUGCUGCUGCCUCUGCUGCUACAGCCCGAGCAGCCGCCGCAAGAGGCGCACCACCACCACCGCAGUCGUCAUCGUCGUUGUCGACUGGUGGCAACAGCAGCACCCAGCAGCCUUCAGCCAAGCCCCCUAUACAUGCUGGCAUGGGAUCUAGCCCAAGUCCCGGCUCUUCCUCCGGCCUAGCCCAGACCAGCCAACAGCAGCAGCAGCAGCGAAAGCGCAACGCGAUUACCUUCAACCUAGCCCCGCUCGACUCCAGCCGUGAUGGCGGCAUUGGUGGUGGUGGUGGUGGUGGUGCCAACGGCAGCGGUCGGCUGGGUCCUGCGUCUCCACCGCAACGGCCGCAAUUGCCAGCGUCCAGCCCGCAUGCUGGGAGUCGUGCAGCAGGAGGGAGCGGCGGAGCGCAGGGACCCACGGGUCAGGGCAACCAGCGGGGCGCUCCACCGCCGCACCAGCAGCAGCAGCAGUCGCAUGGAGGCUCGGGAGCUGGGUCGUCGCAGGGAGCCACGAAGCCGCCCCGUGCGCCGCUGAGUCUGGGUGCGGCGGCGGUAGGGCAGGGUGGCGGCAGCGGCGCAGGCCACUCCACUCAUGGCAGGCGCCUAUCAGGCGAGGACAAGCACGGUCAGCAGCAGCAUCAGCCUCUGCCUCGUGCUCCCACACACACCAGCCCGCCGCCGCCGCUCCCCAACCCCAGGGGCUUCGGCACGGCGGUGACGGCCGGCAUAGCCAUGGCGCUUUCGGCGGUGGAGGAAGCAGCGGCGUCGGCAGGGGAGGCUGGUGGAAGCAGAGGGGGUUCGGGCGGGGCUGGGAAGCGGCGGCGGGAGGGAGGCGAUGCGGAAGGGGAGGUGCGGCGCGUACAGCGCGGGCAAACCCCGACGUCACCCAACUAGCGAUGGAGGGGGUUGUGUGAAGCGCAACUAGGUAGCCAGCUAGGGGAAGACCGUGUUUGGGAUAGCGUGCUAACCGAAAAGGAUGGACGCGGCGAAAUGUAGCGGUUAGCUGUGUUGGCGUGUUUGCUUGGGAGGACAACUGGUGAGGACAACGUAAUCGAACCCGUGCGUCACGUGAGGUCUGGGGUGCCAGCUUAGCUCUCAAGAUCAGUCGGCUCCGCUUGGAUGAGGGUCCCGUAAGUUCUGUGGUCCUAGGGGGUUUAGAGUUCGGGACAGGAUAUACCGAGGUGUAGGUUAGCUAAGCUAGAAGAAUGCUGAGCAGCGGCAGCGAGAUGGAGGUAGCAGCAGGCCAGGCUAUGCCGUACGCUCCAUGCGAGGCUGAUGACACCCGCUUGAAGGGGACAGAAAAGAGCGCAGAAAGACAGACAGAC